AUGCAAGCAUGCGCGAUGAUAGAUGGAGGUAGAAAGAUGGCGGCCACUUACGGGACGGGCGGCCAGAGCCCGACAUCAAUUUCGCGAACUUUAGAACGGGUUUUCGAGGAAGCUCAGUUAUCAGGAGAAAUAUUAUUAUGUGGACGUAACCUUAAGGAAUAUCCAAAAAUUGCAUCUAAAUAUGAUCUAGCAGAUACAGUUCAUGCAGAUUUUUCUAAAAACCGUUUCACAGAAGUUCCAAUUGAAGUUGGAGAAUUCACAUGCUUAGAAAGAUUAAUCUGUUACCACAAUUUGAUUCGAUCCAUUCCUGAAAACCUGGUGCAAUUACAAGUAUUAACACAUCUCAAUUUAAGCCGAAAUCAGCUAACAACAUUACCAGCUUUCCUAUGUUCUCUACCAGUGUUAGAAGUUUUAUUAGCAAACAACAACAAAUUGAUUUCUUUACCACCAGAAAUCUGCAAGUUAGAACGGCUAAUGGAUUUGGAUGUUAGCUGCAAUGAAAUCACUCGUUUACCAACAGAAAUUGGCAAGUUGCCUUCUCUUCGGAGAUUGAAUGUUAGGAAAAAUUUAUUAGUAGAAAUACCUCCAGAAAUUUCAAAAUUGAAUCUUCGAAGGAUAGAUUUUUCAGCUAAUAAGAUAUCUUCAAUACCAAUUGUUUUUCGAUCAAUGCAGACAUUGGAAGAAAUGAUUUUAGACCAUAAUCCAUUAGUAACUCCUCCUGCUCAUGUUUGUACAAAAGGCAAAGCACACAUCAUGAAAUACCUUCAAAGAGAGGCUGACAGGAACAAUGCUCUCCUUUAUGAUACAGAAAUGAAAUGGAAUAGUCGGAAGUCUUUCCCUCAACCUGUAGUGUCAGGGGAAGAGUUUAGAAAUUUGUCUCCUGAAAUGCGCUGGAAACGUCACACAGUGAGCAGUGAUUCAGGCUACAUUGAUGGCAGUGACAAGAGCAGUUGGUCUUUACCUGAGGUUGUUAAUGACUUGGAUGAAGCUAACUGUUUAGCUUUAAAAACUGCCGAGGCUGUUAAGGAGCAACGCCAGGGAAGAGAGCAAGAGUUGCAGCGAAGAGUAUCCCUGGAGAUCCAUAAAGAGCCUGUAGUAGACUCUGAUCCAAAGCUAGCACAGACACCUCCUACUCCAGUAAAUAUGGAGGAUGCUUUCACAAGGGAAUUACAAAGACAAAAAUCAGAUUAUGAGCGACGGAAAAAGCAUGCAGAACAGCUUCGAAUGAAGCAAGAAGAAGAAGAGCGUGAAGAAAGAGAGCGUGAAGAGACACGACGAGCUGCUAUCAAACUGCAAGAGAAGCGAGCUCAGAUUGAGCGGCAACGAGAGCAAGAAGCAGCUCGACAACGGGAGCAAGAAGAGAAGGAGGAAAUGGAGGAAGAGGCUGAGCGCCAGAAGAGAUUGGAGCAACAAGAACGUGAAAUGGAAGAAGCUAAAAAGCGAGAAGAGGCUGCAAAGUUGAAGCAGGAUGAAGAAAAGAAACAAGAGAUCAUCAAGAAAGAGAAAGAAGAAUCAGUAACCAAAAGUAAAGCAGAUAAUAAAACCAAAGAAACAUCAAAGCUGAAGCGGACUCCUGUAGAUAACUGCCUCAGCUUUGUACAUCUGCCUUUGACGGAUUUCUAUGAAAACUGUACCGAAUAUGACUACGAAAGCAUGGACUCUUCCUCCAGCAUGCUUUAUAGGAAAUAUGCUCUAGGACCACGUGGUAUAAAGGAUGACAAAAAACUUGGUACGACAAGUACAUAUCGUCGUCCAGAUGCUGUGAAGAUGAGGAAACCUUCAUCAGAAUCAACAGUUUCUUCAGCUUCAAACCAUGUGCAAAAGAAUGGAAUUCCUGAUGAAAACAUGAACCCAUCUCCUGUAUCUUCAAAUGCUCCAAGUCGAAGUUCUUCAACUAGCUCAAUUCAUAAUACGAAUGAACGAACAACUACAAAAUCUUUGUCUGGCAGUCGGUUGCGUUUGGAUAAGACCUCCACCUCUACGUCAAAUGUGGUCCGCCGAACCAAGCCAUCCACUGCCUCGGAUAAGACAGGACCAGCUUCUGCUACCAAUUCCAAAAUAGCAGUUACAACUGGCAAAUCACAUACAACUGGAACAAAAUCCAAUCAUCUAACUCCUGAAGAGGAAUUCCGCUUAAAGCAUGAAGCCAUUCUCAACCAACAGAGGCAUGAAUCCCAGGUGUUGAAACGGAGACUUGAAGAACAACGCUCCAAAUCUACGGUCAAGGACACUGUCAAUAACACAAAGCGUUCUCCUGGAGAUUCUUCAGUCAGUAGCAGCAGCUCCAUUAAACCAGGCACAAAAUCAGGAAAGGUUGUUGGAGCAAGCAACAAAAUUAUCCCACCGAGCGGACGGCGAACCACAAAGACUACAGCAUCACCAUCAACCACAGCAUCACCCGCCACUCAUCAUCAGAGUGAUGAAGUCUUGUCAGCAGGUGCAUUGAAAUUGUUGGAGGAAUAUAAAGAUGCUGAUCCCAAUUUCACAAUUCGGAGACACCAUGAUCAGGCUGUUAGUGAAAUUCAACAAGUUGAAAGUUUGCGGAAUACAAUCCAAGCCCGAUUAAAGGUGACAUUACCUGCUAAUUUGCCUGAAGCAUUAAGAGAUGGUGUUGUGCUUUGUCAUUUAGUAAACCAAAUUCGCCCAAGAGCUGUUGCAACAAUACAUGUACCUUCCCCAGCAGUGCCUCAACUGACUAUGGCAAAAUGUCGUAGAAAUGUGGAUCAUUUCAUUGAAGCAUGCCGAAAAAUUGGUGUUGAUCAGGGUCGUAUCUGCUCAGCCCAUGAUAUAUUGGAAGAGAAAGGUCUGGCUAAAGUCGCUCUCACCGUGUCUUCAUUGGUGGCCUCUACCAGCAGCACCAAGCAGGCCGUGAAUUUUUGUUAUUCUUCCUUCCUCUCACAUUUUUCUCCUUCACCGUGUUACCAGCACCAUGAUCUUCCACCUGGUCCCUCUCACUUAUUUCUGUCCUCCUUACCUUGUGAUGCUAUUGUUGCUGCUGCUGUUGUUACUGCUGCCAUCAAUACAGUGAUGGCAAUAGAGUGA
Molecule: messenger RNA, 3042 nt
Organism: Acanthosepion pharaonis
Lineage: Eukaryota; Metazoa; Mollusca; Cephalopoda; Sepiida; Sepiidae
Source: the annotation of a GenBank genome assembly